Sphenostylis stenocarpa is the source of this 2049-nucleotide messenger RNA. Lineage: Eukaryota; Viridiplantae; Streptophyta; Magnoliopsida; Fabales; Fabaceae. The record is from the annotation of a GenBank genome assembly.
AUGUCAGGUGGAGGAUGCAGCAUAGUGUGGUUUAGGAGAGAUCUGAGGGUGGAGGAUAACCCUGCCCUGGCUGCAGGAGUGAGAGCAGGAGCUGUGGUUGCUGUUUUUAUAUGGGCUCCUGAGGAAGAGGGUCAAUACUACCCUGGCAGGGUCUCUAGGUGGUGGCUCAAACAAAGCUUGGCUCACCUUGAUUUCUCUUUGAGAAGCCUUGGCACUCCCCUAAUCACCAAGCGUUCCACUAACAGUGUUUCUUCUCUAUUAGAAGUUGUUAAGUCCACUGGGGCUACUCAACUCUUUUUCAACCAUUUAUAUGAUCCAUUGUCACUUGUGAGGGAUCAUCGAGCAAAGGAAGUUCUGACUUCUCAAGGCAUUACCGUACGUUCAUUCAACUCCGACUUAUUGUAUGAACCAUGGGAUGUGAAUGAUGCUCAUGGCCAACCAUUCACAACUUUUUCUGCUUUUUGGGAAAGAUGCCUCAGCAUGCCUUAUGACCCACAAGCACCUCUUCUGCCACCUAAAAGGAUUAUUCCAGGUGAUGCUUCAAGGUGCCCUUGUGAUACAUUGGUGCUUGAAGAUGAACUAGAGAAGGCAAGCAAUGCGCUUCUUUCUCGAGCAUGGUCACCGGGAUGGAGCAAUGCUGACAAGGCAUUGACAGCAUUUAUAAAUGGUCCUCUGAUUGAAUACUCAAAGAAUCGUAGGAAGGCUGAUAGUGCCACAACCUCAUUUCUCUCACCACAUUUGCACUUUGGUGAGGUGAGUGUAAGGAAAGUUUUCCAUCUUGUCCGCAUUAAGCAAGUGUUUUGGGCCAAUGAAGGAAACAAGGCUGGUGAAGAGAGUGUGAACUUGUUUCUCAAGUCUAUUGGUCUUAGAGAGUAUUCUAGGUACAUUAGUUUCAACCACCCCUACAGUCAUGAGAGGCCCCUUCUAGGCCACCUGAAGUUUUUCCCUUGGGUGGUGAAUGAAGGGUACUUCAAGGCUUGGAGACAAGGCAGAACAGGGUACCCUUUGGUGGAUGCUGGAAUGAGAGAGUUGUGGGCAACUGGUUGGUUGCAUGAUCGGAUACGUGUUGUGGUUUCGAGUUUCUUUGUGAAGGUUCUGCAGCUUCCCUGGAGAUGGGGAAUGAAGUAUUUCUGGGAUACCCUUUUGGAUGCAGAUCUUGAGAGUGAUGCUCUUGGUUGGCAGUACAUAUCUGGUACUCUCCCUGAUGGUCGCGAAUUUGAUCGGAUAGAUAAUCCACAGUUUGAGGGGUACAAAUGUGACCCAAAUGGAGAAUAUGUACGACGCUGGCUUCCUGAACUUGCUAGAUUACCAACUGAAUGGAUACACCAUCCAUGGAAUGCACCAGAGUAUGUACUUCAAGCUGCUGGAAUUGAACUUGGUUCAAAUUAUCCUCUUCCCAUUGUGGGAAUAGAUGCUGCAGAAGUUAGACUGCAAGAAGCACUUAUACAAAUGUGGCAACAAGAAGCAGCUUCAAGAGCUGCAAUUGAAAAUGGAACCGAGGAAGGGCUUGGAGACUCAUCUGAAUCAACCCCUAUUGCUUUUCCUCAAGACACACACAUGGAAGAAAGACCUGCUGAACCUGUUAGGAACAACCCACCUCACGGUACUCGUCGCUACGAGGAUCAGAUGGUCCCAAGUAUCACUUCUUCCCAUGUGAGAGUGGAAGAGGAAGAAACAUCUUCAGACCUUCGAAACUCAGCAGCAGACAACAGAGCCGAAGUUCCUAUAAAUGUGACCACACAACAAAAUGCAAGAGAGACAAUGAAUCAAGGAGGGUUGCCGAAUGUAAAUAGAAACCCUCGAGUACAGAAUAAUGGUACAAUGUGGCUGAGAAAUGCAGCUGAAGAUUCCACGGCAGAAUCUUCCAGUAGUACUAGGAGAGAAAGGGAUGGGGGUGUAGUUCCAGUUUGGUCUCCCCCAGCAUCUAACUUCUCAGAACAAUUUGUAGAUGAUGAAAAUGGUAUUGGAGCCAGUUCAUCUUACUUGCAGAGGCAGCAUCCUCAGUCUCAUCAAUUGAUGAACUGGACGCGGCUACCUCAGACUGGGUGA